Etheostoma spectabile (orangethroat darter) is the source of this 717-nucleotide messenger RNA. RefSeq names its product octapeptide-repeat protein T2-like. The record is from RefSeq and is a predicted model, not a curated record. The transcript has a single exon. Lineage: Eukaryota; Metazoa; Chordata; Actinopteri; Perciformes; Percidae. Bases 1 to 717 code for a protein of 238 amino acids.
AUGCUGCAGCGAGAUUGGGAAGAAGCAACGAGAGGCAACGAGAGGCAACGAGAAGCACGGAGGCAACCAAAGCAAGAGAGGCAACCGAACAACGAGAAGCCGAGAGCAACGAGAAGCACGAGAGGCAACGAGACAAGCAACGAGAGGCACGAGAGCACGAGGCAAGAGAAGCAACGAGAAGCACGAGCAACACGAAAGCAACGAAGGCAACGAAAGCACGAGACGCAACGGAGGCAACGAAGCAACGAGAGGCACAAGAGCAGCAACGAGAGGCAACGAGAAGCAACGAGAGGCAACGACAAGCAACGAGAGGCAACGAGAGGCAACGAGAGGCAACGAGAAGCAACGAGAAGCAACGAGAGGCAACGAGAAGCAACGAGAGGCAACGAGAGCAACGAGAGCAAUAGAACCAACGAAGCAGCAACGAGAUCAACGAGAAGCCACGAGAGCAACGAGAAGCACGAAGACCGAGAGCAACGACAAGCACGAAAGCGACGAGGGCACGAGAGCACGAGCAACGAGAAGCAACCGAGGCAACGAGGCGCACGACAAGCAACGAGAGGCAACGACAAGCAACUACGAGAGCACGAGGCAACGAAGCAACGAAGCAACGAGGCACGAGAGGCACGAGGAGCAACGAGCGGACACGAGAGGCAACGCGAUGCAACGAUAAACACCGGAGCACGAGAGGCAACGAGAAGCAACAAGAGGCGAUGA